CGCUAGCGCUCUGUUUGUAGUCGUAUGGUCAGGUUCAUAAGUAGACAUUAACAUUACAUUAUUUUAUGGCAACUGCUUCUAAAACCGAGAGUAGACUAGUUACAGAGCAAAAUAUAUUCAACUAUUGUAUCUCUGGUGAUUUAAAAUCAUUAAAAGAAUGCUCACAUUCUGUUGGUCAAGUAGUACAUAAAAAUUCACUUGAUGGUCAAACUUGUCUUAUUGUAGCAUGUAGAAAUGGCCAUUUGGAUGUUGCCGAGUACUUGAUUGAUUUUCAUGGGGCAGAUGUUGAACAAGUCGGUGUUGUCGAAUUUGAAGGUGAACAAGUAGAAGGUGUACCUCCAUUGUGGUGUGCUGCAGCAGCUGGACAUUUAAAAUUAGUCGAAUUGUUAAUUAGUCGUGGUGCAGAUGUUAAUCGUACAACUAUAACUAAUUCAACAGCUCUUCGUGCUGCUUGUUUUGAUGGACAUGAACAAGUUGUUCGAUAUCUUGUGGAACAUGGAGCAAACAUUGAAAAUCCAAAUCGUCAUGGACAUACUUGUUUGAUGAUUAGUUGUUAUCGUCGUCAUGAUAAUAUUGUCGAAUAUUUACUUAGUAAAAAUGCUCGAGUUAAUCGACGAAGUGCUAAAGGUAACACUGCAUUACAUGAUUGUACAGAGAGUGGUAAUUUAAAAUGUUUACAAUUAUUGUUAAAUCAUCGAGCUAUUAUGCGUAAAGAUGAAUAUGGUCAGUUGCCAAUUAUGUCUGGAGCGAAUGCAGCUUUUAAAAAAAUUGUAGAUUAUUUGGCUACUGUUGAAAUACCAGAUACAACACAAACAAUUAGUAUAAGUGAAAAAGCUGCUGCUUAUGAUUUACUCGGUGCUAGUUUAUUUGAUCGACAUUCACUUAUUCAAGAUGCAAUUGCUGCUUGGUAUCAUGCAAUUAAUUUACGUCAAGAAUUGUCUACUUAUACUAAUAAUAGUAAUGCGAAUGGGAAUGGGAAUAAUAAAUUCAAUCCACAUCCUAUACCACAAUGUUCGUGUAUGAAUGAAUUCAUGAAUUCCAGCACUGAAGAGCAGCAGCAGACAAUGCCAACAAUGAAAUCCUCAACGACAUCAGCAACCACAACAACAACCGGCUCUACUGUGAAUACACCAACAAAUUGUUGGUCAUUAAUUUCAUUAGCUGCACGUGAAGCCAUUGGAAUGGCUGAAAUGAAUCGAUUCGAUGAACAAUAUCAUUAUUCCUCCGCCUCGCCACCGUCAGCCUCCUCCUCACCAUCGUCACCAUUCAAUGGUCAACGUUAUAAAAUAUCUACAAGAAUUCAUUCAAUUUUAUCAAAAAAUCAUUCGUGUACAAUCAUUCCUCAUUCUCCGCAUCAUAAUCGAUUAAAUAAUGAGAUUGAGAAUGAUAACAAUGACGGUGACGAUCAUUGUCGUCAUCGAUCAACACCGCCAACAACUGUACAACACAUAUCCAAACUAAACAUUUCACCAAAUCUGCAUGAAUUAUUUCAACGAAAGCAUGCAAAAUUACAAAUUGAUUUACAAAAUGCUUAUCAAUGUAAAUUUGAACAUUUAGGUCAUUCAUUGUAUCGAUUGAAUAGUUUAUCAAAAGAUUACAAUAAUUUCGAUGUUCAAUCACCGUCCGCGUCAGCGUCAGCGUCGUCGCCACCAUUUUGUUCGGUAUUUCUUCAAGGUUCACCUAAUUCACGUUUAAGUGGUCUACGUCGUAAUGGUUCCAGUGAGUAUUUUGAUCAAUCUGCUCUUGUGAAUCCGAUUGCAUCGCCAACCCCUUCAUCGUCGUCAUCCUCGUCAUCAACAUCAUCAUCGACUUCUACAAAUUUCACAUUAUCCUUAUCCUCUUCUUCAUCACCUCUACCAACAACCACUGCAACCACUGCAACAACAACACCAGCGCCUCCUCAUCAUCAUUCGAUGAACAGUAGUUGUACUAGUGGCGGUGUUCUCGCUGGUGGUGGUGGCUGUGGUGUUGGUGCUGUUGGUGUUGGCAACGCUUUCAUUCCAUCGAUUAUACCUGUUGAUCCAAUAUUAGGCUUUGAACCGAAAUGUUUUCAAAUUGCACGUUAUCGUCGAUGGCCAUUAGAACCGUGUAUUUAUCAAAAUUCUCAUGUGAAAUCAUCAUCAACCACAAUUACUCAUCACAAUACUACUACUAGUAAUAGUAGUACUAGUAGUAGCCUAUCGAAUAAUAGACAUACACAAAGUUUUAUUCCAUCCAAAUGUAUUCAUCAAUGUCCUAAUUGUAAACGAAUAUUGGUUUCAAUGAAUAGUGUAUGCUUAAAUACAGAAAGUUUACAUUCAAAUCAAUCUAUUUGUUGUCCAAUUUGUAAAACACAAUUCAUCAGCAGUAUCAGCAGCAUCAUUACCAAUCAUCCAACUUCAAAUUCUUCAAUUCAUAAUCAUCAUAAGCCACCAAUUCAUUCAACAACAAAUCAAUAUUCUCGAGUUGCUCAUCCUUACGAGUCCAAUAAUGAUUGGAAGUGUAGUAGUAGUAGUAGUAGUAGUAGUAGCAAUAAUAAUAAUUAUGAAAAUAAUUUGGACUAUGUUUGUCCGGUAUGUCAUUUGGCCAGUGAAAAUCAUCCUCUCAUUCGUCGUUUGAAACAAUGCGGUGAAGAAGCUUUUGGACAUGUGUGUGAAUUUCAAACACGUGAAGAUUUGACUAGUUUGAUGUCCAAUACACAUGUUCUACGCUUACAAUCAUUGCUUAUACGUUUACGUAUAUUAGGUCCAGAUCAUCCUGAUACAAUUUAUUUUAUUCGUUAUCGUGGAGCAAUCUAUGCCGAUGCGGAUAAUUUUCAUCAAUGUUUAAAUUUAUGGCGUUAUGCAUUAGAAUUACAACGUACAUUUGUUGAACCAUUAUGUCAUGUAUCACAGGCGGCAUUUGUUAGUUUUGCUGAAUUAUUUCAUUUUGUUCUAACUAAUAAUUGUAUUGGUUUACCGGCAAAUGAUUUAGACCCGACAUUAAUUGUUGAUUGUUUAGAAUUAGCUAUAGAUAAUAUUGAACGUGGUAUGGAUUAUUCAUUCUAUCAUUGGCAUCAUCAACAUCCAUGGUCAUAUACAGCGGCAGAUAAAGAAGCUAUUAAUUUAAUGCGUCAUGUAUCAUUGUGUUUACAUUUUAUCGCAAUGAUUCUUAUACAUUAUAUGUUGCCAAAUUGUAAAGCUUUACCAAUUCGACGUUCUCUACGACGUUGUUUGUCGAAUUUAACACAAGUAGUUGAUGAGAAUUUCAAUGAUUUAUUAUUGCCAAACUCAACAUUGAAUUUAUUGAAUAAUCGACAAGAGUUUAUGAUGACGGCGGCUGCUGGUACUGUCGCUGCUGAUAAUAAUCUUAAUAAUACGGACUAUGAUACACCACAAACUAACAGUUUAUCCGAUGAUACAAAGAAACAACGUAUGCCUAUUGAAUUAAGACAACGAUUUUUUCGUCAAGUGUAUAGAUUAGUGAAAUUAGAUCCUCGUGUACAUCGUGGUCAAAGUUUAAUUCAUUUAGCUUGUUCACCUGAAACAUCAACUGUUGGUCGUUUUGUAAUUUGUACAUUUCCAAAUGUUCAUGUUUUGUCAUUGCUGUUUGAAUUAGGCGCUGAUGCAAAUUGUGCUGAUGUAGAUGGACAACGUCCAAUUGGUCAUGUAUUAGCACAACGUCGAUUAAAAAGUUCCGAACAUGCUUCUCUUAUACAAACUUUGGUCAAAUGUGGUGCACAUCUAGAUGCAACCAAUCGUAAUUCAUUAACUAUCCUUUAUAAACGUUUUCAUCAUGUCCUUCUGGAAUCUCGUGUCCCAUUGUUGGAUCAUGUAACACUGGCUUGUCGUGCUGCUCGUGUAGCGAAUCAUUACGGAUUGACAGCAUCGAAUCCAUCGGUACAAGCGUAUUUACCAAAUAAUCUAUUAGGUUUUUUACAAAUGCAUCAGUAAAAAUAAAAACAAUGACAACAACCUACAUGUAUAUUUUGGUCGGUUGGUGAUGUUGUUGAUCGGAUAAUGGUGUGUUGGUCGAUGUGUGUGUGUGUCACAAAACAAUCUUCAUUACUUACUUGGUUGUUCCCCUUCCCCUCCCCCCUUCCCUGUCACCUAAUCGCCCCCGUCUCCUCCAUUGAUCUACUCAAAUUUUAAUCCAACUACUACUACUAAUCUCAUAAUAAUAGUAGUAACGGAUAGCAUUAUUGUUUUUAUGAAUUGCACAAUAUUUUUGUGUACACAACAAUU
Schistosoma turkestanicum is the source of this 4202-nucleotide messenger RNA. Lineage: Eukaryota; Metazoa; Platyhelminthes; Trematoda; Strigeidida; Schistosomatidae. The record is from the annotation of a GenBank genome assembly.